UGCUCUGGAUGCCCGUGGCAGCCAUCUUUGUUGAUGUGUCAGCUUUCAGUUCCUGUGAAGGGGCUGCAGCAGGAAGAAGCGGAGCGAGAAUGGCUCUGUACCCUCCCUCUACACGCACACCCACCCCGUUACGCAGUCUGGGUCUUCGGUUCUAAUUAGCAAUGGGAGAGCGGCUACUAACGCAACAGAUGCUCUGGUCCCCAGCUUCCUAGCAAACGGAUUCUUGGUGGAAAGAUGGAUGAACACUUACCAGAACAGCAUACUACUCCAAGGAUGGUCAACCUAUCAAAGAUUGGUAAUGAAUCUUCCAACUUACCAAGUGUUGAAGAAGCUGACAAAAAGUAUGAUAUUCAGGAUGAUGUACAUAUUGCAGACACAAGAUGUGAAAAAAGCACUUUAAGCAUAGAAAAUAAAGAGUUAAUACAGGAUCCCACCUUAUCAUCUAUCGAUUUAAAUGAGGAUGGAGAUGUAAUUGAAGCACAACCUGCUCCAAAUUUUAACGGAGACUGCUGUGAGUUAAAAGUAAAAGAAUCCAAGGAAGCAGAUCGCUUGCCCGGUGAACAAAGUGAACAACAGGUUUUGAAAACUGAGGACAAAAAUCAAUCCUUGACGGACCUAUUUCAAGAUCAUGUGAAAAGACCUUAUGGGGUCUGUUCAGAGAGCCCAUAUGACACGGAUUACACUAAGAACCUUAUCUCAAAUCUAGAGAAUGCUUCCUCUCAGGAGGCUUUGCUAGAAGAAAUUGAAUCUGAGCUCCUGUCAACAGAUUUGUUGAAAAAUCCUACACUUUCAAACGGAAUGUGCAAUACCAAGGCUACCUUGGCUGUAUUUGAAAAAUGCAUUCAAGAUAAAUAUUUACAGCAAGAGCACAUAAUAAAGAAAUUGAUUAAAGAAAACAAGAAGCAUCAGGAACUAAUUUUGGACAUUUGUUCAGAAAAGGACAACUUAAAGGAUGAGCUGAAGAAGAGAACAGAAACUGAAAAGCAACAUCUCAAUAUAAUUAGACAGCUGGAAGUGAGAAUAGAAGAACUUCAGAAAGAAGCUAAAACAGUUAAAGAAAAACUUGUAUCUCAGGAUGCUGCUGCAAAAAAUGCUAUACAGCAAUUGCACAAAGAGAUGGCCUUUCGUACAGAUCAGGCAAACAAGAAAUGUGAAGAAGCCCGUCAAGAAAAGGAAGCUAUGGUCAUGAAGUAUGUUAGAGGAGAAAAGGAGUCUUUGGACCUGAGAAAGGAAAAAGAGAUCCUCGAAAGAAAACUGAGAGAUGCCAACAAAGAUAUUGAAAAGCAUACUAACAAAAUCAAGCAGCUAUCCCAGGAAAAAGCAAGAUUGCACCAACUAUUCGAAAGCAAGGAAAAUGAAACCACCAGAAUGUCACGAGAUAUUGAAAAAUUAAAAGAAGAAGUCAAUUCUUAUGUGAUCAAAGUAAAAUGGGCUCAAAACAAAUUAAAGGCUGAAGUGGAUUUACACAAGGAAACUAAAGAUCGCCUUAAAGAGGCAACAGCAAAGUUAACUCAAGCCAAGGAGGAAGCUGACCAGAUACGAAAGAAUUGCCAAGAAAUAAUAAAAACAUAUCAGGAGUCUGAAGAAAUUAAAUCCAAUGAAUUGGACAUAAAACUUAGACUUACCAAAGGAGAACUGGAGAAACAAUUGCAAGAGAGAUCUGAUCACCUAGAGGUCCAUCAUGCCAAGAUAAAAGAACUUGAAGAUGUGAAGAGAACAUUUAAGGAAGGCAUGGAUGAAUUGCGAACAUUAAGGACAAAGGUCAAAUGUUUAGAAGAUGAACGGUUGAGAACAGAAGAUGAGUUAUCAAAAUACAGAGAACUUAUUAAUCGACAGAAAGCUGAAAUUCAUAGUUUGCUAGAGAAAGUGAAAACUGUAGACCAGCUGCAGGAGCAACAUCAAAGAGAUGAACAAGAAAUGAACUCUUGGAAGGAAGAGGUGGAUAGUCUGAACACUCUGCUUAGCGACUUCCAGAAGGACAUAGAUGGCAGUCGGAAAAGAGAAUCUGAGCUGUUGGUGUUCACCGAAAAGCUAACCACGAAGAAUGCCCAACUCCAGUCAGAAACCAACUCCUUACAGAUGCAGCUUGAUAAGAUAACCUUUAUGGAGAGAGAGUCUCAGAAUCAGCUGGAACUUGUUAAUCAAGCAAGAGAUGAACUGGCAAAUAAGUUGAAGAAGGAAGAUGAGCUCCACAGAAACAAGGUCCAGAUCCUGGAGAUGGAACUGGCAUCUCAACAGAAAUCAUUUGCAGACUUGAACACCAAGGCGGAGGAAUUAAAAGAUGAACUCAUGACGCAGAAGCGAAAACAUGCUGCAAAUCUUAAAGAUCUCACCAAGCAACUUCAGCAAGCACGAAGAAAAUUGGAUAACCUUGAAAAUGGCAGUUGUGAUAAAGAAGUCAGCAGCAUGGGCAGUCGUUCUAGCUCAUCAGGAUCCCUUAAUGCUCGAAGCAGCAAUGAAGAUCGUUCACCAGAAAACACUGGCUCUUCAGUAGUAGUUGAUCAUUUUCCUGAAGUGGACAAGACUAUCUUGAUUGAGCGAAUAGUAAGACUGCAGAAAGCACAUGCUCGAAAAAAUGAAAAGAUGGAGUUCAUGGAGGAUCAUAUCAAACAACUAGUGGAAGAAAUCCGGAAAAAAACCAAAAUAAUCCAGAGUUACGUUUUGCGGGAAGAAGCUGGCACACUUUCAUCUGAAGCAUCGGAUUUCAAUAAAGUACAUUUAAGUCGGCGCGGUGGGAUCAUGGCCUCUCUCUAUACAUCACACCCUGCAGACAGCGGACUCACAUUAGAACUCUCUCUGGAAAUAAACAGGAAACUGCAGGCAGUCCUGGAGGAUACCUUAUUGAAAAAUAUUACCUUAAAAGAUAACCUACAAACCCUUGGAACUGAAAUAGAACGAUUAAUUAAGCAGCAACAUGAAUUAGAACAGAGGCUGAAGCAGACAUAACUGAGACCAAGAUCACAAAAAACCUUGCUGACCUCCAGUUUCCAGGUUUUUGGCAAAAUAUUGGCAACUAUGUUCUUGAGACUUUAUAUUGAAGACAUUUAUAGGAUCAUGAAAUCAAAUCAGUCUGAUACUUUAGAAGCCUCACUGAUUUCAUCUUCAGAAACGACCCACCUCCUUCAAACAUAUCUGCUUGACGAAGAGCAAGAAACUUGAUUGGGGAGGUUUAAUGAAAACAAAAUUUUUCUGACUGUUGAAUCUGCUACAAUGACAAUAUAUUUUUUAUGACUCUAUUUGCUUUAAAUAGUGACCAAGUAUCAAGUUUGAAUUGAUCUUCCAUGUUAGUACACUAAAACCAAAGUCCCCCUUGAAUGCAGCUCAAUUUUUUGUGAUUUUUAUGGACCUGUCUGUUUUAUUGCCAAUAAUAUGAAUUUGCUAUUAUUUCUUUCUGUGGUUUUUCAAAUGUGUUAAUUUUUCAUUCUAAAUUAGUAUUUCCUCAUUGUCUCCCAUCCAAGAACAAUGUCCCCUGAUACUUCAUUUUUAGAUCAUUCAUUGCAGUACGAGCAAUAAACAGCUAAUACAUGGCUUGGACAAACAACUUGUGAAUGCUGUUUAUUAGCAGUAUUAAGUAAGUGAAGUGGCUUUCUUUAUAGUCUUUCUUUAUAUUCAAAAUAGUUAAACACCCAUGGAUUUAUACAAAAAACUUUUGAAACCAAACAAUAGCUAAAUUGAAGAGAGUUUAAUCCGUUAAGGUCCAAUAACCUCUUCUUCAUUAGUGUUCUUUUUUAACUUUUAGCUCACUGAAUGAGGAAAAGUUGUAUGAUAUAUACCACUGGAAAGUCUACAACAAGGAAAACCAAGCAUAAUGAAUGAGUCAGGAAGAAAAAAAUGCAAUGGGAAAAGAAAAUUUGAAAAUUACUCAGACAAUCUUAAAGUAUUCUAAGCUGGUCUAUGGAUUCAACUGUAACUGUUUUGCUUGGUUCAGAAUAUAUUUCACAAAUAGCAAUUAACUUAAUAUUAUUUAUUCCUCAGAACUCAGAUCUUUGGUAAAGUGAUUUCCUGACCAGAAAAGGAUUAUGUGCUAAGCUUGUGUUUCUCAAAUUUACCAACUUUAAGAUACUUGAACUUCAACUCCCAGAAUUCCCAAGCCAGCUGGUGGAAUUCUGGGAGUUGAAAUCCACAUGUUUUAAACAGGUGAUUUUGAAAAACACAAUUGUGAGCAAUUUGAUGUGUGUUAAACAAGUUUACAGGAUUUUUUACUAUUCAGAAAGGGGAUACCUACUUGAGCGUGAAGGAGGAUAGGACAAUCUGUUUAUUAUUUUGCAAAAUAUGUAGGCUAGAUUCCUAGAUUCUUCUAGAAUUACUGAUUCCUAGAGAUCAGUAAUAACAUUGAAAGGAAAAAAGAUUGUAUUAUCAAUUUGUCUUUGAAGAUGUUUUGCUAACGGAGAAUAUACGGUAUAAUGAAAUAUGGUAUAGUAAAACAAGCAGCGAUGUUCUUCUCAAAUGUAAACUGAUAUCCAGAUAUAAAUCAUUUUAAAAACCAGAUCUAUUAUCUGAUAAAAUAUGUUUUUGAAACGGAAGACAAAUUUGGAUUAAAUGUCUUGCUUCUUUUAUGUUUUCAAUUCCAGUCACGUUUUCUUUACCAUUCGGAUAAUCCCGAAUGGUAAAUUCAUUAAAAGUGAACUCACAUUUGAAUGCUUUGCUUUCACUCUAUUCUUCCUUGAUCUUGAGUGUCAAAGCCUGAAAGUUACAAUUAGUUAUAAAAGACUUUCAAUGCUUCUGUAAUUCCUGGCUUACAUGCUACGAGAAGUUGCAAUUAACUGCAAUGUUCUGGCUUUUUUAAAAAAAAAUUGCUACUUGCAUGAAGAUUGGAGAGAAGCGGAAGCAAAUGUGGAACAUGUCUGAACCUACUUUGGUUUGUUAGUCAGUAUUAAAUUGCACACACUUGUCAGAAAUUCUUCUCAAUUCUUAACAGCACGUUAUUAGUAAAUCAUACAGACCUUUGUAGCCGAGUGCUUUCUUAGAGAUACGGUGACUGACAUCUGAGGGCACUAGCCUUCCAAAAUGUCAAAUAAUGCAAUAAGUGCUACUUAACCUAAGAAUGAAGACUUGUAUUUACCUGUUGUUGCGUAGCAUGAGGGAGCUGAAGAAUGCAAAAAUCUGAUUCACAUGAUGACACAGCAUUUAGCUUCAUAUUUGAACUUAAUGGCAAGUUGAGUUUAUAGCACUGGAAAGUACUGUUUUAAUGUAGGAUGAUAGUUUGACUUCGAUGUUAAGUAGCACUGUGAUUAAGACAUUCCUACAAGUAAUCACUUGAUGUUGCUAGUACAAGCCCUGAUAGUUAUUGUUCCUCUUACCAACAACUUCCAUCCAUGCGCAAAAUGCACAAAAAAUAGACAAACGGGAGUUUGUCUAAAUUGCUUUCUUUUGUCUUCAGAAUGACCACCACAGGAUAUUUGGCUUCCUUGGGGAAAAAUGCUCUGUUUUUUGUAAAAACAGCUUGCUUGCAAAUUCAUUGCAAAUACUGUGAAGUUGGUGUUUAAUGAUGAGCACAAAAAAAACAUCUUUUGAAUCAGAAGUCACACGCUGCUAGUAAUAUAUAACUAGAAUUGGAAGUUAAAACCCACCCCUUUUCUAGAAAAAUGAAAUAUUUUAGGAUAUACUAAAAAGGCAGAAUAUUUCCCCUAAAAGAGAAGUAGAAUAGAUAGGCAGAAACUCAAUCCCCCCCCCCCUUUGUCAAUGCCAAUUAAGGCAUCAGCAUCCCAUCUGCAACAAAAAAGAUUCCUCUAGCAACAGAAACUCACACAUGGCACCUGGGAAGAUUAUAUCAGCCAGCAAGGCUAGCUAAGACCCCUGCCCCCUGCGAGUCUGACAACCAAUCAGGAUACUCUUCCUGUGCCCCAGGAAGUUCAAAACCAGAGAGGAUAUAAAACCCAGGGACUCUCAGCAUCUCUCCCUUUUUUCUGCUCAAGAACUCAAACCAUGUGAUCCUGUCCACGAAAGAUAAAGAGGAUAAAGGAUCUGCUGUUAGACCACUUGCAAUUUGCAUACUGAGCAAAUAGAUCAACAUAUGAUGCUGUUAAUAUGGCUCUGCACUACAUCCUACAACAUCUUGAAUCUCCAAAGACACAAGGGUCUUCUUUCUACACUUUAGUUCAGCAUUCAAUACCAUCAUUCCUGACACUCUUCUAACUAAGCUAAAGCAGCUACAGUUACCUGAACACACUUGUAAGUGGAUCAUAAGCUUCCUAAAAAACAGGAAGCAGCAGGUGAAGCUAAGCAGAAUCACAUCAGAUACCUGUACAAUUAGCACAGGGGCUCCCCAAGGCUGUGUGCUCUCCUCACUUCUCUCUGUAUACCAAUGACUGCAUCUCUAACGAUCCAUCUGUUUAACUACUGAAGUUUGCAGAUGAUACAACAGUGAUCGGUCUUAUUCGAGACAAUGAUGAAUCCACAUACAGAUAGGAGGUUGAACAACUAGCCUCGUGGUGUGACCAGAACAAUCUGGAACUGAACACACUCAAAACCGUAGAAAUGUUGGUAGACUUUAGGAGAAACCCUUCCAUGCUUCCACCUCUUACAACACAGUAUCAACAGUAGAGACCUUCAAAUUUCUAGGUUCUACCGUAACGCAAGAUCUAAAAUGGACAGCUAACAUCAAAAACGUCAUCAAACAAAGCACAACAAGAAUGUUCUUUCUGCACCAACUCAGAAAGCUCAAACUGCCCAAGGAGCUGCUUAUAAUAAUUAAUUAAUUAAUAAGGAGUUCUAUAGAGGAAUUAUUGAGUCUGUCAUCUGCACCUCUAUAACUGUCUGGUUUGGUUCUGCAACCCAACAAGACAGACACAGACUUCAGAGGAUAAUUAAAACUGCAGAAAAAACAAUUGCUACCUUCCAUUGACAACCUGUAUACCUGUUUACAGACCCCUCACAUCCUGGACAUAAACUAUUUCAACUCUUACCCUCAAAACGAUGCUAUAGAGCACUGCCCACCAGAACUAGACACAAGAACAGUUUUUUCCCGAAUGCCAUCAUUCUGCUAAACAAAUAAUUCCCUCAACACUGUCGAACUAUUUACUAAGUCUGCACUACUAUUAAUCUUCUCAUCAUUCCCAUCACCCAUCUCCUUCCAUUUAUGACUGUAUGAGUAUAACUUGCUUGUAUCCUUACUAUUUAUAUUGAUUGUUUCCUGGUUGCUUAUUUGUACCCUAUGACUUUCAUUAAGUGUUGUACCUUAUGAUUCUUUUCUUUUAUGUACACUGAGAGCAUAGGCACCAAGACAAAUUCCUUGUGUGUCCAAUCACACUUGGCCAAUAAAAAAUUCUAUUCUGUU
Ahaetulla prasina is the source of this 7276-nucleotide messenger RNA. RefSeq names its product coiled-coil domain containing 186 (gene CCDC186). The record is from RefSeq and is a predicted model, not a curated record. The transcript is spliced from 17 exons. Gene Ontology annotation, molecular function: small GTPase binding. Gene Ontology annotation, biological process: vesicle cytoskeletal trafficking. Lineage: Eukaryota; Metazoa; Chordata; Lepidosauria; Squamata; Colubridae. Gene Ontology annotation, cellular component: trans-Golgi network. The coding region runs from base 235 to 2946 and encodes 903 amino acids.